Messenger RNA from Lathyrus sativus (Indian pea), 750 nucleotides. The record is from the annotation of a GenBank genome assembly. Lineage: Eukaryota; Viridiplantae; Streptophyta; Magnoliopsida; Fabales; Fabaceae.
AUGGCAGGGGAAACCGAAUCCUUCGUCGAUAAGAUAGAAGAGAAAUUUCAUGACCACAACUCCGAUUCAGAUUCAUAUUCCGAUUCCGAUGACGACAAUAAGAAGAAGCCACCCGCAUUUUCCUCUAAAGUCAAGAAUGUUUACCGUCUCUUCGGUCGCGAUCGUCCCGUUCACAAGGUCUUAGGCGGUGGAAAACCUGCGGACAUUUUACUAUGGAGGAACAAGAGAUGCACAGGAAUGGCACUCGGUGCUGGCACUGCAUUGUGGGUUUUCUUUGAGUUGAUGCAAUACCACCUCAUAACUCUUAUUUGCCAUUUAAUGAUUUUGUCUCUUGGGGCCCUUUUCUUGUGGUCUAAUGCUUCUGUCUUUAUCCACAAAUCUCCACUGCAAAUCCCACAUAUUCAAGUUCCUCAGGAAAGAGCUCUUGAGGUUGCUUCUGUUCUGAGAGUUGAAAUUAACCAAAUGUUCACUAUUUUGCGGGACAUUGGAACUGGGAGAGAUAUUAAGAAAUUUCUUACUGUUGUUGCUGGAUUGUGGGUUAUCUCGGUUAUCGGCAGCUGGUUCAAUUUCUUGACAUUGUUUUAUUUAUUCUAUUUAUCACUCUUCACAUUGCCACUGGUGUAUGAGAAACAUGAAGACCAGGUUGAUGCACUAGCUGAGAAAGCAAUGAUUGAGAUCAAGAAACAGUAUGCAGUGCUUGAUGCUAAGGUUUUGAGCCAGAUACCAAUUGCUGGGUUCAAAAAGGAUUAG